CUUUUAUACUUUAUCCGUAAUCAUAAGAAAGGUCGAGAGGGAGACCCGUAGAGUGAGCGCUCCGCUUCACGACGACGGCGAUGACGAUGGCGCUCGCGAGUUCGCUCGCUUCCCUUAGCAUCUCCUCCAAUUCCUUCUUCGGCCAGCCUCUAUCUCCCCCGCUCUUAUUCGCGCCGACCAAAUUGGUGCGUCAACCAGGCACUAUAGUGAUGAAGCUCAAGCGCUGGGAGCGCAAGGAGUGUAAACCGAAUAGUCUUCCCGUGCUGCACAAGAUGCACGUCAAAGUAGGGGACACAGUCCAACUUAUCACAGGCCAUGAGAAAGGUAAGGUUGGAGAAAUUACACGCAUUUUCAGGCAUAAUAGCACUGUGAUAAUAGAAGGCUUGAACUUGAAGACAAAGCACACAAAGAGCAGAGAACAAGGAGAACCUGGCCAAAUUGUGAAGAUUGAAGGAGCAAUCCACAGCUCAAAUGUGAUGCUAUACUCAAAAGAAAAAAAAGUGGCGAGCAGAGUGGGUCACAAAAUCCUCGAGGAUGGAACAAGGGUGCGUUAUCUUAUCAAGACUGGUGAGAUCAUUGACGGCGCAGAGAACUGGAAAAAGGCUAUCAAAGAACGAAAGGAAAAGACAGUAGAGAAGGCCAGUUAGUAUGAAGGCAUCAUGUUUUGGUCAUGUAUUAACUUAUAAAUAUAACAGAUUUCAUGGUAGCAUGUAAACUCUCAUUUUUCAUUGUCGUUAUGGAAGAACUAAGUUUAUCA
This is a messenger RNA of Zingiber officinale, 757 nucleotides long. RefSeq names its product 50S ribosomal protein L24, chloroplastic-like. Gene Ontology annotation, cellular component: mitochondrion; ribosome. Gene Ontology annotation, biological process: translation. The transcript is spliced from 4 exons. Gene Ontology annotation, molecular function: structural constituent of ribosome; RNA binding. The coding region runs from base 81 to 647 and encodes 188 amino acids. Lineage: Eukaryota; Viridiplantae; Streptophyta; Magnoliopsida; Zingiberales; Zingiberaceae. The record is from RefSeq and is a predicted model, not a curated record.